AUGAAAAUCGAGCAGAUCGUUGUUGAUUUGCUCGCAAAUAUUAAUACAAAGGAAGAUGCUUUAAUAUGGCUUAAUGAAUUUCAAGAAUGUUCAAAAACUACAAUGCAUUUAACACGCACUUAUCCAGUUAAAGGAGAUAAA
Molecule: messenger RNA, 141 nt
Organism: Racocetra persica
Lineage: Eukaryota; Fungi; Glomeromycota; Glomeromycetes; Diversisporales; Gigasporaceae
Source: the annotation of a GenBank genome assembly